This is a messenger RNA of Selaginella moellendorffii, 897 nucleotides long. Its product is annotated as probable myosin light chain kinase DDB_G0292624. Gene Ontology annotation, molecular function: ATP binding; protein serine/threonine kinase activity. Gene Ontology annotation, biological process: mitotic DNA damage checkpoint signaling; protein phosphorylation. NCBI's taxonomy places the organism in Eukaryota, Viridiplantae, Streptophyta, Lycopodiopsida, Selaginellales, Selaginellaceae. The transcript has a single exon. Bases 1 to 897 code for a protein of 298 amino acids. Gene Ontology annotation, cellular component: cytoplasm; nucleus. The record is from RefSeq and is a predicted model, not a curated record.
AUGACAAUUUGGAGGGAAGUCGAGAGUGGCAAAGUUGUGGAGCUGCCAGCAUUGAAGAAGCUUUAUCGAGUGGUUAUGGAGCUCGGGAGUGGAGGGCAAGGCACGGUUCACCUGGUCAUGGGGAGCAAGCUCUUAGCUGCAAAGUCACUACCAGAGGCGGCGCAGAGGGAGCUCCGGGUCAUGCUCAAGCUAGCCGGCUGCCAAGGGACAAUACAGCUCUACGACGUGGUGCUUGAGGAGGAUCGCAAGUUCAAAGGUGGCCGAUGGUGGGGAACCCUAAUUUUGGAGCUAGGCUCAUGCACGCUGAGCGAGAGGCUUCAUAAAGCUGGCGGGAAGAUGGAGGAGCAAGAGGCAGCGUUUGUGGUCAAGAGCCUGGCUGAGGCACUAGAACGGGUGCACUCGCUCGGAGUGGUGCACAGGGACGUGAAGCUGGACAACGUUUUGCUCACCAGGCUGUUGCCACCUUAUGAGGUGAAGCUGGCUGACUUUGGGCUCGCCACAGACGUGGCUGAGGACAUGCACGAGAACUGUGGCACCAAUGGAUAUAUAUCCCCGGAUGUGCUCAGGGCUGGCAAGGAUGGCUGGCCGUUUUACUACACCAAAGCUGUGGACUUGUGGGGGCUAGGGUUGAUUGCGUACGAGCUUGUCACUGGGUGGGGGGUGUUCUCUAAUGUUUUUGAUGUGGAAUGCUUUCUCAAAAGUGCUGGGGAUGCAGAGGUGGAACGGGCAUUGAAGUGGGGCGGGGGUGUGUCCAAAGAGGCGAGGGAGCUCAUCUUGGGAAUGUUGAAGGUCAAUCCAGAGCAAAGGCUAACGGUGGAGGAGGUAAUCCGUCACCCGUGGGUCGUGGAGAAUACUGACAGAACUGGUCCAGUUGAAAAGAAGCAAAGAACUUUGUAA